Messenger RNA from Cebus imitator (Panamanian white-faced capuchin), 7273 nucleotides. RefSeq names its product probable ATP-dependent RNA helicase DDX60. Gene Ontology annotation, cellular component: cytoplasm. Gene Ontology annotation, biological process: defense response to virus. The record is from RefSeq and is a predicted model, not a curated record. The transcript has 37 exons. The coding region runs from base 1432 to 6639 and encodes 1735 amino acids. Gene Ontology annotation, molecular function: single-stranded RNA binding; ATP binding; double-stranded RNA binding. Lineage: Eukaryota; Metazoa; Chordata; Mammalia; Primates; Cebidae.
CUCUUUCUUUCUCUUUUUCUUUCUUUCUUUCCCUCCUUCCUUUCCUUUCUCUCUCUUUCUUUCUUCCUUAUCUAUUGAUCUAUCUUUAUAUCUAUCUACAACCUAUCAAUAAAUCAUAUGUGUAUCUACCUAUCUGUUUAUCUGUUUCACAGCCCUAACAUAUUGAAUGGCAAAUGUCUCAAUAUUUGGUUUCCAUGACAAAAUACUCAAGUGCAUUUUCAUCUACCUCUUUAGUAUUUCUUUCUGUAUUACCUUUGCAGAUUCUUCCUCCUCUCUUGCCAUAUAUUGAGUAUUAGUAUCUUUAAUGCUCAGAUGACUUACCUCUUCAAAUCCAGCCCAGACUUUGUAUUUGACCUCUAGAUUUGUAUAUUUAACUACUUACAUAUCUUGACUUAUGGGAGACCUUGAAAGCAAGUCAAUUCAGGUGAUUCACAAAUGUAGUGACACGUAGCCCUGUUCUAAGGUUCCCAGCCCAGGAAUGGCCUAGUCAUCCAUACUGUUAAUUGAGCUAGAAUCUUGUGUCUUCCUUGACAACACCCUCUCCUCUCUUCAUCCACAUCCAAUCCAAUUCCAAAGUAUGUCAAACUCAUCUCCUAAAUGUCCUUCAAGAAGAUCUACAUCUCUCCAGCUUUACUAUCUCAACUACCAUCAAACUAUAUUACAUCAAAUUGUCAUCAUUACUCUCCUGCACAGUAACUUUCUCUCUGCUCUGCUAAGAAGUUUGCUCCCAUCCUAUUUAUUCUCUAUAUUGUAGCUGGACUAAUCUUUUCAAAAUGCAAAGCCAAUCACAAUGCCACCCGCAUAAAAUCCAUCAAUGGCUAAUUUUUGAUUCCAGGACAAGAAUACAAUUCUAUAACAUGACUUUGAAGGCUCUGCAUGUGCUUAUAUCUCUCUAGUCCUCUCUAGCCUUUUCCUUAAUAGUCUCUACUCUAGCCCUACUGGCUUCUUUCUGGACCCAAUGCCACCCACAAUCCUUCAUGCCACUGAGCUUUACACAUGGUAUUCUGGUAUUCCCUCUGCCAGAAAUGCUACUUUUUUUUUUUAAUCUUUUUUGCCUAAUUAAUUCUUGUUUAUUUCUUAGAACUCGGCUCAAGCAUUAUUUCUUUAGGGAAACUUCCUCUGACUUCUUGACUUUGUCCUUUUUGCAAUGUUCUGUUAUUUCCAUGAUUAUCUGAUUAAUAAUGAUCUUUCCUGAUAGUUUUAAGCUCUGCGAGAGCAUGUUGAUUUGUUCAUUCUUGUAUCCUUGGUGUCUAAUAUUUUGCUUUACAUGUAGUAGUCAGUCAAUACAUACUUGUUACGUAAAGACUCAUUUUCUUCUCUCUCUUUUUUUUUUUUUUGUAGGACUGCCAUUGUUAUUAAGAACUGUCACUUAGAGGUACCAAAGUACAAGAUAUUUGCUACCGUUAAUACUUGCUACAGGUAGCAGCAAGAAUGGAAGGACAUGUAUUUAAAGAAUUUUCAAAGAAAAUGUCCCAGUUAAUUAUGGAUGAAAUGCCAAAAGCUGAUUAUUCCAGUUUAUUCAAUGACUUUGUUGAAUCUGAAUUUUUUUUGAUUGAUGGAGAUUCAUUACUUAUCACAUGUAUCUGUGAGAUAUCAUUUAAGCCUGGGCAGAACCUCCAUUUCUUUUAUCUGGUUGAACGCUACCUUGUGGAUCUUAUCAGCAAAGGAGGACAAUUUACUGUAGUUUUCUUCAAGGAUGCUGAGUAUGCCUAUUUCAACUUCCCUGAACUUCUUUCUUUGAGAACUGCUUUAAUUCUUCAUCUUCAGAAUAAUACCACUAUUGAUGUUCAAACAACAUUUUCGGGAUGCUUAUCAGAAGAGUGGGAAAGUUUCCUGGAAGAGGGUUACCCAUAUUUCCUGAUAGUUGCAGAUGAAGGCCUGAACGAUGUACAAACAGACCUUUUCAACUUUUUAAUCAUUCAUUCUUGGGCAAGGAAGGUCAAUGUCGUGCUUUCUUCAGGGCAAGAAUCUGAUGUUCUUCGACUUUAUGCAUACCUGCUUCCAAGCAUGUACAGACACCAGAUAUUUCUCCAGAUGAAUAAACAGAAGAUUGAAGUUGCUUAUGUAACCCUGCUUAACCAAUUGGAAAGAUAUAAGGUUUCUGCAUUAGCACCUCUUUUUGGAAGUUUAGAAUGGAAUGAUAUGAUGGAAGAGGCACAUGAGACUAUAUCUCUGCUUACACAAAUCUGGCCAGAAGGCUCUGACAUUCGGCGUGUCUUUUGUGUUACUUCAUGCUCAUUGUCUUUGAGAAUGUACCAUCGCUUUUUAGAAAACAGAAAUCUCAGGGGAUUCCACCAAGAUGACCAAAUAAGAACAGCUCCAGAGUGCAGCUCCAAGCAAGAAAGACGCAGAAGGCACGUGAUCUCCACAUCUCCAUUCGAGGUGAAAAGUAAUUGCUUAACCCUGCAGGAGAUGGAAGAUUUGUGUAAACUGCAUUGUCUCACUGUGGUUCUUCUACUCCAUCUGCCUCUUUCUCAAAGAGCUUGUGCUAGAUUCAUCACUUCCCACUGGGCGGAGGACACGAAGCCUUUAUUAAAAAUGAAAAAGUGGUGUGAAUAUUUUGUCUUAAGAAAUAUACAUAUUUUUGAAUUCUGGAAUCUGAACUUAAUUCACCUUUCUGACUUAAGUGAUGAGCUUUUGUUGAAGAAUAUUGCUUUUUACUAUGAAAAUGAAAAUAUAAAAGGCCUACAUUUGAAUUUGGGAGAUACCAUUAUGAAAGAUUACGAAUAUCUCUGGAAUACCAUAUCAAAGGUGGUCAGAGACUUUGAGGUUGGACAGCCAUUUCCUCUGAGAACAACACAAUUUUGUUUUCUUCAAAAGACACCAUCACCAAUCAAAGACAGCUCCAGUGAAAUGGUGCCAAAUUUGGGUUUUAUUCCAAUGUCAUCUUCUCUGGUUGAUCAAUUUGCUGGAGAUAUUUUGAAAGAUUUGCCUUUUCUAAAGAGUGAUGAUCCCAUUGUUACCUCACUGGUUAAACAAAGGGAAUUUGAUGAGCUUGUCCACUGGCAUUCUCAUAAACCCCUGAGUGAUGAUUAUGACAGGACCAAAAGUCAGUUUGAUGAAAAAUCUAGAGAUCCUCGUGCUCUUAAAUCUCUGCAGAAGUAUCACGUUUUCCAACGAUUUUAUGGGAAUUCAUUAGAAAUGGUCUCUUCAAAAGUCAUCGUGACUCAAACUAUUAAGUCAAAGAAAGAUUUUAGUGGGCCCAAGAGCAAAAAGGCACAUGAGACCAAGGCUGAUAUAAUUGCUAGAGAGAAUAAGAAAAGAUUACUUGCCAAGGAAGAACAAAAGGAAGAGCAAAAGUGGAAUUCUUUGUCAUUUUCUAUUGAAGAGGAAAUGAAAGCGAAUUUACACUCCGGAAUAAAGAAGCUGGAAGACUUUCUGAAAUCCUGUAAAAGUAGCUCUGUGAAAUUUCAUGUUGAAAUGGUGGGGUUAACUGCCUGCCUGAAAGCCUGGAAAGAGCACUGCCGCAGUGAAGAAGGUAAAACCACAAAAGAUUUAAGUGUAGCUGUUCAGAUGAUGAAAAGGAUCCACUCCUUGAUGGAAAAAUACUCAGAACUUUUACAAGAAGAUGAUCGGCAACUUAUAGCCAGAUGCCUUAAGUACCUAGGAUUUGAUGAGUUGGCAAGUUCUUUACAUCCAACCCAGGAUGCAGAAAAUGAUGUAAAAGCAAAGAAAAGGAGUAAGUAUUCAGUUGGCAUGGGGCCAGCUCGGUUCCAACUACAAUACAUGGGCCAUUACUUGAUACGAGAUGAGAGAAAAGAUCGGGAUCCCAGGGUCCAUGAUUUUAUUCCAGACACAUGGCAGAGAGAGCUCCUUGAUGUCGUGGAUAAGAAUGAGUCAGCAGUGAUUGUGGCCCCAACGUCCUCAGGCAAAACCUAUGCUUCCUACUACUGCAUGGAGAAAGUGCUGAGGGAGAGUGAUGACGGGGUGGUCGUGUACGUUGCGCCCACAAAGGCCCUUGUUAAUCAAGUGGCAGCAACUGUUCAGAAUCGUUUUACGAAAAAUCUGCCAAGUGGUGAAGCUCUUUGUGGUGUUUUCACCAGGGAAUAUCGUCAUGACGCCUUAAACUGUCAGGUACUUAUUACGGUGCCUGCCUGCUUUGAAAUUCUGCUGCUUGCUCCUCAUCGCCAAAACUGGGUGAAAAAGAUCAGAUAUGUUAUAUUUGAUGAGGUUCAUUGUCUUGGUGGAGAAAUUGGCGCGGAAAUCUGGGAGCAUCUCCUUGUCAUGAUCCGAUGUCCCUUUUUGGCCCUUUCAGCUACCAUAAGUAACCCUGAACAUCUCACCGAGUGGCUACAAUCGGUAAAACGGUACUGGAAAGAGGAAGACAAAGUAAUUGAAAAUACUGUUACUUCUAAGAGACAUGUGGGUCGUCAUCCCGGUUUUCCCAAAGACCACUUGCAAGUAAAACAAUCAUAUAAAGUUAGACUUGUGCUCUAUGGAGAGAGAUAUAAUGAUCUAGAGAAGCAUGUAUGUUCAAUAAAAGACGAUGACAUUCAUUUUGAUCAUUUCCACCCAUGUGCUGCUUUAACAACAGACCAUAUUGAAAGGUAUGGAUUCCCUCCUGAUCUUUCCCUUUCACCUCGAGAAAGCAUCCAGCUAUAUGACACCAUGUUUCAAAUUUGGGAAAGUUGGCCCCGGGCCCAGGAACUGUGUCCAGAAAACUUUAUUCAUUUUAACAAUAAAUUAGUCAUUAAAAAGAUGGAUGCUAGAAAAUAUGAAGAGAGUCUAAAGACAGAAUUAACAAGUUGGAUUAAAAAUGGCAACAUAGAGGAGGCCAGAAUGGUACUUAAGACUCUUAGUCCUAAAGCAGAUUUUAGUCCAGAAAACAUGAUAACAAUGUUUCCACUUCUAGUUGAAAAACUAAGGAAAAUGGAGAAGUUGCCUGCACUAUUUUUUUUAUUCAAGUUAGGAGCUGUAGAAAACACAGCUAAAAGUGUGAGCGCUUUCCUGGAGGAAAAGCAAGAGAAGAAAAGGCCUCCCAAAGCUGAUAAAGAAGCCCAUGUCAUGGCUAACAGACUUCGAAAAGUUAAAAAAUCCAUAGAGAAACAAAAGAUCAUAGAUGAAAAGAGCCAGAAAAAAACCAGAAAUGUGGAUCAAAGCCUAAUCCAUGAAGCUGAACAUGAUAAUCUACUGAAGAGUCUUGAGAAGAACCUGGAAAUCCCACAGGACUGCACAUAUGCUGAUCGAAAAGCAGUGGACACUGAGACUUUGCAGAAGGUAUUUAAUCGAGUAAAAUCUGCAAGAAAAGGUGAAGAAUUGAAAGCCUUGGCAGAAAGGGGUAUUGGAUAUCAUCACAGUGCUAUGAAUUUCAAAGAAAAACAAUUAGUUGAAAUCCUCUUUAGGAAAGGAUUUCUUAGGGUGGUGACAGCUACUGGAACACUUGCUUUAGGUAUCAACAUGCCUUGUAGAUCUGUGGUUUUUGCUCAAAACUCAGUCUAUCUGGAUGCUUUAAAUUACAGACAGAUGUCUGGUCGUGCUGGAAGAAGAGGUCAAGACCUGAUGGGAGAUGUGUAUUUCUUUGAUAUUCCAUUCCCCAAAAUAGGAAAACUCAUAAAAUCCAAUGUUCCUGAGCUGAGAGGACAGUUCCCUCUCAGCAUAACCCUGGUCCUGCGACUCAUGCUGCUGGCUUCCAAAGGAGAUGACCCAGAGGAUGCCAAGGCAAAGGUGCUAUCAGUGCUAAAGCAUUCAUUGCUGUCCUUCAAGCAACCAAGAGCCAUGGACAUGUUAAAACUUUACUUCUUGUUUUCUUUGCAGUUACUGGUGAAAGAGGGCUAUUUAGAUCAAGAAGGUAAUCCUAUGGGGUUUGCUGGACUUGUAUCACAUUUGCAUUAUCAUGAACCUUCGAAUCUUGUUUUUGUCAGUUUUCUCGUAAGUGGCCUUUUCCAUGAUCUCUGUCAGCCAACCAGGAAAGGCUCAAAACAUUUUUCUCAAGACGUUAUGGAAAAUCUAGUGUUAGUAUUGGCACAUCUCUUUGGAAGAAGAUAUUUUCCACCAAAGUUCCAAGAUGCUAAAUAUGAGUUUUAUCAGUCAAAGGUGUUCCUUGAUGAUCUCCCUGAGGAUUUCAGUGAUGCCUUAGAUGAAUAUAACAGGAAAAUUAUGGAGGACUUUUCCACUUUCCUACAAAUUGUUUCCAAACUGGCUGAUAUGAAUCAGGAGUAUCAACUCCCAUUGUCAAAAAUCAAAUUCACAGGUAAAGAAUGUGAAGACUCCCAACUUGUAUCUCAUUUGAUGAGCUGCAAGGAAGGAAGAGUAGCAAUCUCACCAUUUGUUUGUCUGUCUGGAAUCUUUGAUGGUGAUUUGCUUCAACUGGAAACUCCAAACCAUGUUACUCUAGGCACAAUCGGUGUCAAUCGCUCUCAGGCUCCAGUGCUGUUGUCACAGAGAUUUGAUAACCGAGGAAGGAAAAUGUCGCUUAAUGCCUAUGCCCUGGAUUUCUACAAACAUGGCUCCUUGCUAGGAUUAGUCCAGGAUAACAGGAUGAAUGAAGGAGAGGCUUAUUACUUGUUGAAGGAUUUUGCACUCACCCUUAAAUCUAUCAGCGUUUCCUUGCGUGAGCUAUGUGAAAAUGAAGAUGACAACGUUGUCUUAGCCUUUGAACAACUGAGUACAACUUUUUGGGAAAAGUUUAGCAAUGUCUAAAACAAAGUAUAUGCAAACCAUUUAAAAAUAAUUCCUUAGUAGUUUUUCAGGUCAUACUUUCGAUUCUCAUGGUUCUUGCCAGAAAUACCUUAUGAUGAAGUGGGAAGAGGAAGCACUUUGCAAUCAAACAGAGUUGCAAUCAAACCUGCCAUGUUCUAUCAUGAAUAGUCACAAAUUGCUUAGUAUACCUGAAUCUUGGUUUCUGUUUAAUAACUGAGUAAUAAUGCUUAUGUCUCAGAUAGUUUGAGGAUUGACUAAGAAAAUGCAAGAAUCUCCUAUGUGACUGAAUAACAAUUUUUACUCUGUGAAGCCAAAGUAAAUAUUAUAUUCUCAUUAUUUUUAUCCCCAGCAUCAAUAUUUAUAAAAUGUUUAUUAAGCCUUGACAAAAUGAUUAUAGUAUCCUGAAGCUGAAAUAUAUUCUCUCCAAUUAACAUAAAUAUGGUUACAUAAGUUAGCUAUACUGCUAUUGAGAUAGUAUUUUCUAGUAUACUUAAACUAGUUUUUAAACAUAUAAAUAGGAGUUUUGGUAUAUAUUUUGUGAUGAUUUAACAAAAAUACAGUGAACGAUUUGCUUUAUUAUAAUUGUAUAUAAGUGACUGGAAAACCACAAAGAAAGUGAAUUUGAUCUGUUUAC